UCGCCCAAGCGCGGCCGCCGGCAGAGGGGAGGGUGGCUGACGGGAGGGGGGGCAGUUGAGGGUACGGUGGCUGGGUUUUUUUUUUUUUUUUUUUUUUUAAACAUUUUUUUUUAUUUAUUUUUUUUAUUUUUGAAUAAACUUAACAGAAUCCUAACGGAUUCCGUUAAGUGGUAGUGAAAUUUAAAUUAUGUGAUUUUAGGUGGUAGCAAAAUAAAAUAAAAUUUUUAAGAGGUAGCAAAAGUGAAACAAGGAUGUUUUUGUGGUACCAAAAGUCAAAAUUUCCUAAUUUUAUUUGACUAAUAAUUUUAUCUUUCUCUCACCUCAUCACAAUUUAUUAUUAUUUUUUUUUUUACUUCUCCUUUCUUAAAAGAUUUCCUCCACGUUUUACAAUUUAAAAGAGAACGAAAGUGGUACUUACCCAAAUAGGAGAAUAUGAUUAUUAAAUUACCCGAGUAGCUUCAACAACCAUGUAAGAAAAGUCUAAUAAAAAGAGUUAGAUUUGCACCUAAAAAAGUCAAAACAUACAAGAGGGAAAAAAAGGAAAAAAAAAAAAAAAGAAAAGAAAAAGGCACACAUCGUUGCCAUUUGAAGCAACCAAUGGUGAUCCCGCUAACAUCAUAAAUCCCAAUUAUUUUUAUUUCAAAUUUCCCAUUUUUUAACGAACUCAAACUCCCCUUUCUUUCCAUCUUCUCCCUUUUCAUUCCAACCUCCCUCUUUCUCUCGCCGGAUUUUAGGAGAGAGAAAAUUCAACCCUCCUUCAUCUUUCUUGCUUCCGAAAAUGGCGAAUGUGGAACCCUUUUUCAGUUGGAGAUUCAGCAUAUUUUGGUUUUUUAUUGUUUUGGUUUUAAUGGUUGCUGAAAUCGGCGUCAAUUUCUGUAACUGCGCGAGAUCUGACCAGGAAAUGCGGGAGAGAUUUUAUGGUAAUAAUAUCUUCAAUUCUACGCCGCCUGAUGGUGAGGGUACUAUCGCCAAGAUGAUCGAUCAUGUGUUGGAGAAGGAGUUUUCUGAGAAUGAUCAGCCUGAAGGCUCUGAUGGAAGUAGUUUCAACACCAGUGUUGCUGACAAGCAAGCUGAGCUUGAGACUGUUGCUAAAAUUUCUCAUGAAAAAGGCAAGAAAAAUGAGACAGGAGAAGCAAAUGGAACAAAGGCCUUUCAGAUCCAAGAUGUUUUCUCUUUGGAUAAUGAAGAGUCUGAUGACAUGGCUACAUUGAUUGAUAAAAAGGAUAAUGUGUUUGUGAUGUCUAACAAGAAAUCAAAAUAUCCAAUUCUUCAAGUGGAUUUUAGGUUAAUCUCAGAUUUGGUUAUACUGAUUGUAUCUGCUGCCGUUGGAGGGAUUAUCUUUUCGUGUUUGGGACAACCGGUUAUUGUUGGCUACCUCCUUGCGGGAUCAAUGAUUGGGCCAGGAGGUCUAAAUUGUAUCAGUGAAAUGGUUCAGGUUGAAACUGUUGCACAAUUUGGUGUUGUGUUCCUUCUAUUUGCUUUAGGAUUGGAAUUUUCCAUGACCAAGCUCAGAGCAGUAGGGCCUGUAUCUGCUCUCGGUGGGAUGCUUCAAAUUAUCGUAUUCAUGUUUUUGUGUGGCAUAACUGCUAUGAUAUGCGGAGGAAAAUUGUCGGAGGGGGUGUUUGUGGGUUCUUUCCUAUCUAUGUCGUCAACAGCUGUGGUGGUGAAAUUUUUGAUAGAAAGAAACCAGAACAAUGCUCUACAUGGCCAAGUAGCUAUUGGGAUACUUAUCUUUCAGGAUUGUGCUGUGGGGUUAUUGUUUGCAUUGCUUCCAGUUAUGGGUGGUAACAGUGGCCUUCUGAUGGGAAUUGCCUCAAUGGGUAGAUUGUUGUUGAUAUUGUCUCUCUACCUUGCUACUGCAUCUAUAUUAACGUGGUCAUUUAUACCUCGUUUUCUAAAGCUGAUGAUACAGCUGUCAUCUCAGACAAAUGAACUUUAUCAACUUGCUCUAGUGGCAUUCUGCUUGCUAUCUGCUUGGUGCAGUGAUAAGCUUGGUCUUAGUCUGGAACUGGGAUCAUUUGUAGCUGGGGUCAUGAUCUCUACGACGGACUUUGCACAGCACACUUUGGACCAGGUGGAGCCAAUUCGUAAUCUGUUUGCUGCUCUUUUCCUUUCCAGCAUUGGAAUGCUGAUACGUGUGCAAUUUCUUUGGCUUCAUGUGGAUAUAUUGGUUGCAUCAGUUAUUUUGGUUGUGGUGUUUAAGACAUCUGUUACGGCUGUGGUAACUAAGGCUUUUGGUUACAGUAUCAGGACAUCUCUUCUUGUUGGAUUGUCACUUGCUCAAAUUGGAGAAUUCGCUUUUGUUCUUCUAAGCCGUGCCUCUAAUCUUCACCUUAUCGAGGGGAAAAUGUAUCUUUUACUUCUUGGAACAACUGCUCUUAGCUUGGUUACCACUCCUAUCCUGUUUAAAUUAAUGCCGGCUUUGACACAUUUGGGAGUUCUCAUGCAUUGGUUCCCUUCUGAAAGCAGCAUACCAAUUGAGCUGCAGGAGAGAACUCCAAUGGUUGAUACACGCAAUAGAAUGUUGUGACCUUCAAUUUGUAUCAUCGUCUAAGCAUAUUAAUUUUCUAAAAGAAGUGGCUUCGGGUGUGAUAUUCAGAGUGAAGCUUGUGACGAACCUGCAUCAUGUUAACUUUGACAGAACUUGAUAGUUGGGACAUGGAUGUAUAUAUAUUGCUACACAAAUUUUGUAUUCUUUUGGAUUGUGUACAUAUGUUUCUUCACGAUGUGCUCGUGGGUCUCGGCGAUGCUUCAACGAGUGCAAAACAAUUGUCAUUAUCAUUGAUCUUAGUUACCGUACACAACCUAGGGAUAGACCAGGAAAGUUUGAAGUGUAGAGCUUUUGUAGUACAACAGUAUAUUGGAAGUUUUGUUUCCUCCAUAAGAUUCUAGUUUUAUUGUAACAUUGUAACCUUAAUUUAAAGUUCAGUUUCUAAUAUAAAUGAAUACAAUGCAAAUUCUUUUCUCAGUUUAUGUAAAUUUAUUUUCAGGAG
Chenopodium quinoa (quinoa) is the source of this 2993-nucleotide messenger RNA. Its product is annotated as K(+) efflux antiporter 5-like. Gene Ontology annotation, cellular component: membrane. The transcript is spliced from 20 exons. The coding region runs from base 779 to 2530 and encodes 583 amino acids. Gene Ontology annotation, molecular function: potassium:proton antiporter activity. Lineage: Eukaryota; Viridiplantae; Streptophyta; Magnoliopsida; Caryophyllales; Amaranthaceae. Gene Ontology annotation, biological process: potassium ion transmembrane transport; proton transmembrane transport. The record is from RefSeq and is a predicted model, not a curated record.